GAGCCCCGGCCCGGCCAUGGGGGCUCUGACCAGCCGGCAAAACGCAGGGGUGGAGGAAGUGGAUAUCCCCGCUAAUUCCGUCUACAGAUACCCCCCGAAAUCCGGGAGCUACUUUGCCAACCACUUCAUCAUGGGUGGAGAGAAGUUCGACUCCACACACCCCGAGGGUUACCUCUUCGGCGAGAACAGUGACCUCAACUUCCUGGGAAACCGGCCCGUGGUGUUCCCUUACGCUGCUCCACCUCCUCAGGAACCCGUGAAGACCCUCAGGAGCUUGAUCAACAUCCGCAAGGACACCCUGCGCCUCGUCAAGUGCUCAGAGGAAGUGAAGACCCCAGGGGAAGAAGUCAGCAAAGCCAAGGUGCACUACAACGUGGAGUUCACCUUCGACACGGACGCCCGGGUGGCCAUAACCAUCUACUACCAGGCGAGCGAGGAGUUUCACAAUGGGGUGGUGAGCUACAUUCCCAGGGACAGCAGCCUGCAGUCUGAGACUGUGCACUACAAGCGGGGGGUGUGCCAGCAGUUCUGUGUCCCCUCCCACACCGUGGAUCCUUCUGAGUGGAGCGAGGAGGAGCUGGGCUUCGACCUGGACCGGGAGGUGUAUCCCAUGGUGGUGCAGGCGGUGGUGGAUGAAGGAGAGGAGCACAUUGGGCACUGCCAUGUGCUGCUGGCCACCUUUGAGAAGCACAGCGAUGGCACCUUCUGUGUGAAGCCCCUCAAGCAGAAGCAAGUGGUGGAUGGUGUGAGCUACCUUCUGCAGGAGAUCUAUGGCAUUGAGAACAAGUACAACACUCAGGAUGCCAAGGUGGCCGAGGACGAGGUGAGCGACAACAGCGCCGAGUGUGUCGUCUGCCUCUCGGAUGUCCGGGACACCCUGAUCCUGCCCUGCCGACACCUCUGCCUCUGCAACACCUGCGCCGACACCCUGCGCUACCAGGCCAACAACUGCCCCAUCUGCAGGCUGCCUUUCCGGGCCUUGCUUCAAAUCCGAGCCAUGAGGAAAAAGCUGGGACCCCUCUCACCCACCAGCUUCAACCCCAUCAUUGCCUCACAGACCUCUGACUCUGAGGAGCACUCGUCCUCAGAGAACAUCCCCCCAGGCUACGAGGUGGUGUCACUGCUGGAGGCCCUCAAUGGGCCACUGACACCUUCACCAGCCACCCUGCCACUGCGGGCACUGGGGACCCCCCCGGGUGCAGGGACCCUACCCUCCUAUGGCACUGAGGGGUCCCUGCCCCCCCUGAGGGGGCUCUCGCCCCUCGAGCGGCUCCCAGACUGCGGCCCCCCAGGGUUCAAGCUGAAGAAGAGCAUCUCCAAGUCCAUCUCGCAGAACUCCUCCAUCCUGCCCGAAGAGGAGGAUGAGAAGUCGUGCACAGAGUCAGAGCUGAGGGUGUCCAGGAGGAGAUCCCCUGCCCGGCACCAGGAGGAAUGUGGUGCAACACCAGAGAGUGAAAACCUCACCCUGUCCUCCUCAGGAGCCAUUGACCAGUCCUCGUGCACUGGGACCCCCCUCUCCUCCACCAUCUCAUCCCCAGAAGAGCCUGUCAGCAGCAGCCUGGCUCAGUCCGUCAUGUCCAUGGCCUCCUCCCAGAGCCAGCACUCCCAGCUCAGCACCGACACAGUGUCCUCCAUGUCUGGCUCCUACAUUGCUCCUGGCACAGAGGAGGAGGAGGAGGAGGAGGAAGGGGACAUGGUCCCCUCGCACGCAGCUGCCAGUGCCACAGCCUCUGAUGGAGAGUCAACACCUGUGGAGUCCCCAGAUCUAAACUUUGUCAGCAUCUCGGCUGAGGAACGUGAUGCUGAGGGCAAUGAUGUGCUGGAGGAUGAGGAGGCCUCUCCCACGCAGGAAGACGGCCCGAGGACAGGCGGGUUCCUCGGUCUGAGGUGUGACAAUAACAAUGACUUGGGCAUCGCACACGUGAGAGCGCUGGACAAUAAGCUGUGCUCUGAGGCCUGCUUACCUGCCGCCGUGCCGGACUCCUGCCCCAUUAACAUUGAGGAAUAGACCUGGAGGCAGCCAACAACAACGUGCAGCUCCUGUGGCAGGCACCCCGGCCCUGAUGUCCCCCUGGCACCCAAGAUCUGGAGCAGGCAGCGGCCACCCUGCCCUGUGAGGGCUCAGCCUGGCUGGGGACACACACUCCCUGCCCACCCGGAGGAACCCUGGUGUCUGAGCACCACAGACAUUGCCACUUCCAUCCCUUGGCUGUCACGGGACUGAUUUUGGAAAGAAAAGAUGGUAAACUUGACUUUUCCUCCCCAACACCCCUCUGCAGAGGGGGGGAAGGGGGGAAGAGCCACAUCACUUUGGAGCUCCCCAUCAGUCACUUCCUAUCCCCCAGCCCCGAUGGGGACAGCCUGGGGUCCCCUCAUGCCCCUGCCUAUCU
Calypte anna (Anna's hummingbird) is the source of this 2390-nucleotide messenger RNA. It is a transcript of the gene RNF157, whose product is annotated as ring finger protein 157. The record is from RefSeq and is a predicted model, not a curated record. The transcript is spliced from 20 exons. Lineage: Eukaryota; Metazoa; Chordata; Aves; Apodiformes; Trochilidae. Gene Ontology annotation, biological process: protein ubiquitination. The coding region runs from base 17 to 2008 and encodes 663 amino acids. Gene Ontology annotation, molecular function: ubiquitin protein ligase activity. Gene Ontology annotation, cellular component: cytoplasm.